This is a messenger RNA of Camellia sinensis, 2460 nucleotides long. RefSeq names its product protein DETOXIFICATION 14. The record is from RefSeq and is a predicted model, not a curated record. Gene Ontology annotation, biological process: xenobiotic detoxification by transmembrane export across the plasma membrane. Gene Ontology annotation, molecular function: antiporter activity; xenobiotic transmembrane transporter activity. Gene Ontology annotation, cellular component: membrane. Lineage: Eukaryota; Viridiplantae; Streptophyta; Magnoliopsida; Ericales; Theaceae.
CUUCUUUUUAGUCUGUUGAAUCUGAAAUUAGGAGAGAGAGAGAGGAGAGUGAUGGAAGAAGCACUGUUGGUGGAAGAGGACAAAGAGAAGAGGAGAGUAGUGGAGUCAAGAAGAUGGGAGGUGUACGUGGCAGAAGUGAAGAAGGUAGGUUGGAUAGUGAUGCCAAUGGUAGUGGUGACUGUGUCUCAGUACCUGUUGCAGGUUGUAUCAAUGAGUAUGGCAGGCCAUCUCGGAGAAGUCUCCCUUUCUAGCGCCGCAAUCGCCUCCUCUUUCACCAAUGUUACAGGCUUCAGCCUCCUGUUUGGAAUGGCUGGUGCAUUGGAAACUCUAUGCGGCCAAGCUUAUGGUGCAGAGCAAUAUCAAAAGCUUGGAAUCUAUACUUAUGCUUCCAUUGUCUCUCUCAUUCUUGUUUGUCUACCUGUAUCUCUUCUGUGGAUUUUCAUGGACAAACUGCUAGUAAGUAUUGGGCAAGACCCUUUAAUCUCACACCAAGCCGGCAAGUAUGCAAUGUGGCUCAUCCCUGCACUGUUUCCCUAUGCCAUUCUUCAAUCGUUAGUCCGAUACCUACAGACUCAGAGCUUGAUUCUUCCAAUGCUGUUAUGCUCGGUUGUAACUUUAUGUUUCCACGUACCUCUUUGUUGGGCUCUAGUAUUUAAGUCGAAUAUGGGAAAUACUGGAGCUGCACUUGCAAUUGGUUUAUCAUAUUGGUUGAAUGUGAUCUUGCUCGGAUUUUACUUGAAGGGUUCACCGGUCUCUGAAAAGACUGGCCUCUCCUUCUCAAAAGAUGUUUUUCGAAGUAUUGGACAGUUCUUCCGCUUUGCUGUCCCUUCUGCAGUAAUGGUUUGUCUUGAAUGGUGGUCUUAUGAGGUUCUCAUAUUGUUGUCUGGACUUCUACCAAAUGCCAAACUUGAGACUUCAGUUCUUUCUAUAUGCCUCACAACUGCUUCGUUGCACUAUUACAUACCAUACUCCUUUGGCACUGCUGCAAGUACUCGAGUUUCAAAUGAGGUAGGAGCUGGGAAUCCACAGGCAGCUCGACUGGCUGUUUGGGCUGUAAUGGUUCUUGAAGCUGCAGAGGCAACAAUUGCUGCCACUACUUUGUUCUGUUGCCGCAAUAUUCUGGGACAUGCAUACAGUGACGAUAAAGAAGUUGUGGACUACGUCAAAGACAUGACUCCUCUUCUUUGUCUCUCAAUCUUCAUGGACAGCUUUCAAGCAGUUCUUUCUGGGGUUGCGAGAGGAAGUGGGUGGCAACAUAUAGGGGCUUAUGUGAAUCUCGGAGCAUUUUAUCUGGUUGCAAUGCCGGUAGCUCUUAUACUGGGUUUUGUUUUACAUUUGGGUGGAAAGGGCAUUUGGAUGGGAUUGACAACAGGGCCUACCAUGCAAUUCAUCCUGCUUUCUAUUAUAACGAGUUUAACAGAUUGGCAAAAACAGGCAACAAAGGCAAGGGAAAGGGUGUUGACGGAGAAAUGUCCAGCUCUCAAUGAAUCCAAUUGAAUGAAGAAAUGUUUCUGAGAUGUUGUUUUUCAUACACCAAAUGAGUUGGACAUUGUAAUUGCAAUAAAGUUGAGAAUUUUUGUUACGAAAGCUUCACACUCUGAUAAUUGCCUCUUAACACUCUGAUAAUUGCCUCUUAAUUGCUAUGUAUAUUUGCUCUUACUAAAUGUACAAUACUGUAGAAAGUAUUUUGUUUUGGCUUGUUUUGCAGUUUAAUUUAGUGUCAUUUCCACAAUUGAGAACUAAAUACAGUACUUGAUUAAUCAAAUUGUCCAUUUUGAUUAGUGAUCAAGGAGAAUUAGAAGAAAAAAUAAACACUGCGAAUUGAUCCACUUGAUUGUUCGAACCACUCACAACGGAGGAAGGAAAAAAAAAAGUGGGUUUAUUUUCUUUUGCUCUGUUUUUCCUUGUUUCUUUGGUUUUUUAACUUUUUCCCUUCCAAAUUCUCAGCAAGAAAGUGGAACAUCACACUCACACAUACACAUAUUCUGCAGGAAAAUCAUUCACAGAAUAUCAAGAAAAGCUAACAAAAUGUAUUAAUAGAAACUAACAAAAAUUGAACACACAUAGUUGAUCGAUAAAGAAGAAAACAUCGUGUACAAGCAACAACAACAACCUUAACUAGCACUAAAGCAACAAGAAUUGAACAGUUAUAUAUGCCCCAAACUUUUAUAUCUAUUAAGGGGACAGAACAAGAAGUGCAUAGAUAGAGAAAGAACCAAAAACACAAGACCUAUUUUUCUUCCACUAAGAAUGAUCAGAUUAUAUGAACCCACAUGAGGAUAUAUUAGCUGGGUGGGUGUGCAGAGACUUAGUAAGGCGGUGGAGGGCGAUGCCAAGGUGGGGGUGGCCUGUAGGGAUCGAAAUACGGCGGCGGAGGUGGACCGGGAGGUGGUCCAUAACGCGGUGGUGGCGGACCGGGUGGUCCAUGAUGGUGAUGUGGCGGUGGAGGAGGAGGAGGAG